UGCUUAAGGGAGCAAAAAAAAAAAUGUUGUUCGUGCCUUUUUUCAUUGUGAAUUAAAUAAAUAAAUGACUUGAUAACGGCAAACGAAGGAUUAAAGGAUGGUUUUAUGAAUAAACCAUAUAAUCGGGCUGGAUUUUGCACGUGUUUAGUGUUUCUUGGUCAACAUGGGGACUAUUCCUGAUUUAAACGAGCUGACAACAAAGCUGGAAAACACUUUACUGUCUUACCACAGUCUGGAGGAGAAGGAGUGGACCCUAGCAAAGAAAUGGAAAGAUAUUACAGCAUGGAGGAAACCAUCAACAGAGUUUAAUGGCUACCUGUUUAAAGUUCAGGGGCUUGUUAUGGAAAAGACACAGAGGAUCGUAGAUUUUAUCAGACCAGGGCCGUGCAGGUUAGAAUGGGACAGUUUGGUGACUUCACUGGACAUUGUGGAGACGCUGGACGAGAAUUGCUGUGUGGCACGGUACGUGACUGCAGGACAGCUGUUAAACAUCAUCUCUCCCCGUGAGUUUGUGGAUCUCUCCUACACCACCAAGUACCAGAACGGCCUUCUGUCCUGUGGUGUGAGUCUACCCUAUAAGCAGCAGUAUCCGAGUUGUGUUCACGGCUUUAAUCACCCCUGUGGAUGGUUCUGUGUUCCUGUGGAUGAAUCCCAGAGUCUCCUGACCGGCUACAUUCAGACUGACCUCAGAGGAUUAAUACCUCAGACCGCUGUGGACACCGCCAUGGCCAGCUCUCUAGGAAACUUCAUUGUUGAGUUAAGAGCAGCACUAAAAAAAUAAUGCACAUGUAAACCUCAAAACAUUUUGUGUUUAAGUAGAGACCAAUCGAAUUAUCUGGUGCUAAAAUUAUGUUGUUGCAAAGCUGUUUUACAAAUUUAAAAGUAAUAAGAACAAUAAGAACAACCCACACAAUGAGGGUCCGGCAGUAGUUUACAGACUGUUUCUGCCAAAGCAGCAUGUUUUUAUUCAUUCGUUUUAUUUUUUAUUAUUACACUGUAUUAAUAGGAGAUUAAUAAAUGUAUUAAUACAUCAGUUUCCUAUACAGUAGGACCAGUUUAGCAUUGUUAGUAGACUUAGAAUGUGAAUUAGAUUGUGUCUAUAGUACUACACCUCAGACUUUUUUUUAUUUUUAGUACGUUAGUCUAUCUAUGAUUCUUGUGUAAAUCUGUGUAUUAUUAUGAAUAUUAGGGACAAAAACUCUAGAAAGGGACGAAUAUGGGUCUAUAAGAUUUGCAAAUCUUUUGAUUCUGUUUUUAAUCUACAUGUAUUUAUAUAUUUUACACAGCAUCCCAACUUUUUAGAACUGAGGUUGUAUAUAUUAACCGUUUAAUGUCUACACCAAUUCAUUUUAUUUUAUUUGUUUGGAGCAAUAAUAGAAACAAUUUGUGUUAAAAUCUAAAUACAAAACAUAUAUACAAAAAAUGAAGUGCAAUAUGAUUCUAAAUUUGUUAAAUUUGUGAUUUUAAACAGAUGUACUCCUCUGUGUGGUUCUGCAACAGCACUUUCUCUAUUUCCUGUCUUGAAAUUUCACAAAUUUCAUGUUGUAAACUACAAAGCAUUGAUGGUUUGCAUUCAUGAAAAGGCAUACUGUUACAGAACACAGUGACCUCUAAGUAAAUUGUUUUAGCCUAACAUACCUCUUCUGAUUGGUAGAGAUGGCACAAUCAGGUUGAGUUGAGAUUAACACCUUCUUCAGUAAAAUAAAAUGACUCAAAAUGUGCUCUACCAAUUGGUUAAGCUGAUCAUAAAAGGUUAAAGUGUGUAAUGGAUGCAAAUAUGGACUUUGUCUUUAGACACAACUACUUUUAUUAUGUAAUUUUGUUUAUUUUAACUGAAAGUAAUCAUUUCAGGUUGUGCGUUUUAGAUCAGGGAACAACAGAAAGGGAAGGAUUGUGAUUUAUUAUGUUAUUAUUGAAGAAUAUUCCAUUUGUGAUGCUCUGAGAUUUGAUGAAUGAUUUGUAUUUACACCAUGUUUAUUUAUAAGCAUUAAAGUCUUGAAAUCUUGAAA
Astyanax mexicanus (Mexican tetra) is the source of this 2009-nucleotide messenger RNA. It is a transcript of the gene stard4, whose product is annotated as StAR-related lipid transfer (START) domain containing 4. Gene Ontology annotation, cellular component: endoplasmic reticulum; cytosol. NCBI's taxonomy places the organism in Eukaryota, Metazoa, Chordata, Actinopteri, Characiformes, Acestrorhamphidae. Gene Ontology annotation, biological process: cholesterol transport involved in cholesterol storage; intracellular cholesterol transport; cholesterol import. The record is from RefSeq and is a predicted model, not a curated record. The transcript has 6 exons. Bases 164 to 781 code for a protein of 205 amino acids. Gene Ontology annotation, molecular function: cholesterol transfer activity; cholesterol binding.